CCCUAGCCCGGCCGGCAGCCUCCCACCUUGCAGACCUCCCCCAGCCGCCAGCCUGUACCUGCCGGGCAUGGCUGUGACCUGGGGCUGAGCUUACAGGCUAAGGAGGUGGGGCAGAGAUUCCUGAAGAGAGAGUGAGAGGACGAAGAGGAAGAGCAAAAGUAGAAGGAGGGGCGGGUUCCUGGCGAGGCUUUCGCUCCCAAGCAGAUUUCUGUAAAAGAUGGAGAAGGAAGAGGAGCCCACAAGGGAGCUGCUCUUGCCCAACUGGCAGGGCAGUGGUUCCCAUGGCCUAACCAUCGAGCAGACAGAUGAUGGUGUCUUUGUUCAGCAAGUCGUGCAGAAUUCCCCUGCGGCACGCACGGGUGUGGUCAAGGAGGGGGACCAGAUUGUGGGGGCCACCAUCUACUUCGACAAUCUGCAGUCGGGGGAGGUGACGCAGCUUCUGAACACCAUGGGCCACCACACAGUGGGCCUGAAGCUGCACCGCAAAGGAGACCGUUCCCCCGAGCCUGGCCAGUCCUGGUCCCAUGACAGCGCCUUUGCACGGUGCUCUGAGGUGGUGCUGAGUGGGGAUGAUGAGGAGUACCAACGGAUCUACACCACGAAAAUCAAGCCGCGACUGAAGUCAGAGGAUGGGGUGGAAGGCGGCGAGCUAGGGGAGACCCAGAGCCGCACCAUCACAGUGACCAGAAAGGUCACGGCCUACACAGUGGAUGUGACUGGGCGAGAGGGAGCCAGGGAGAUUGAUAUCAACAGCCCCGAGUUCAAGAUCAAGAUUCCAAGGCAUGAACUGAUGGAAAUCUCCAAGAUGGAUGUGGAGACCGAGCAUGGGAAGACCGUGAUCCGACUGCCGCAAAGCCCUGGAGCGACCAUUCAAACCACAGGCUACAGUGUUGACUUUAGGGCUACUGGACCAGAGCUCCAAGGGGUUGGGGGAGCUGGUGCUGGCCACUCCAAGGUCCAGGUGGAAGGCUUGGGUGUUGGCGGUGGUAGUAAGGGCCUGAAGGUGGAAGGAAAGCCAGAAAUCUCUGUUCAUACCAAAGUCCCUGCUUCUGUUGGCUUAGGAAGCAAAGGAGAAGCUGUCACUGGUCCUGGGGUCCAGGUUCCAGGAAUGGAUGUUUCAUCUUCAUUUGGAGGCGGGACUGUUGAUCUGCAGCGCCCAUCCAUAGAUAACAUAAACAUUCCCACCAUGAAGUUACCCAAGUUUGGCUUCUCAGCUGUGGGGCCUGGGGGUGAUAGUUCAGGUUUGGCAGUAAGUGGAAAUGUCCAGGGUCCUAAGCUGGAAGUCACAGCUCCAUCCGUCCAUGUCGAGGGAGUCAAAGGAAAGCUGAAGGGUCCUACAAUCACCACCCCAUCCUUGGAGGGUGACUUUGACCCGAAAGGUGUCAAACUUCCAGGGGCUGGAGGCUUGGACAUAUCUGCAUCCAAAGGACAUGUUGGUAUCAAAGGCCCCACGGUGGAACUUGGAACUCCAGAAAUUGAUCCUCAUGGGGCUGGUGGAAAACUGAAAAUGCCCCAGAUGAACGUCCCCAAGUUUUCUGUGUCUGGAUCCAAAGGGGAAGGAACCACUGUGGAUAUAAAACUGCCUGAGGGAGACGUGAACCUUCCCAGUGUCACUGGAAAUGUCAGCCUGCCGGAGGUGGCCAUCAGUGGCCCUGAGGGGAAAAUCAAAGACCCUAAAUUCAAGACCCCAGAGAUGAUAAUUCAGAAACCUAAAAUCUCCAUGCAGGAUGUAGACCUAAGCCUCAGGUCCCCCAAAUUGAAAGGGGAUAUGAAGGUGUCCGGUCCAGGAAUACAAGGGGAUGUCAAAGGUCCUCAGAUAGCUAUGACAGAACCGACAGUGGACAUCAAGGCACCCAACCUGGAGGGGUCCCUGACUGGGCCCAAGAUUGGCAGCCCAUCUGGGAAAAUGGGAACCUGCAAAAUCAGCAUGGCUGAUGUUGAUCUGAAUGUAGGUGCCCCAAAAAUAAAAGGCCAGGUGGACAUUGCCCUCCCGAAGGUAGAAGGGCAAGUCAAAGGCCCUGAGAUGGACAUCAAGGGCCCCAAAGUGGAUGUCAGUGCCCCAGAUGUGGAUGUCCAUGGUCCUGAGUGGCACCUGAAGAUGCCCAAGAUGAAGAUGCCCAAGUUCAGUGUGCCAGGGAUCAAGGGGGAGGGGCCAGAGGUUGAUGUGAGCCUGCCCAAGGGAGACAUCAAUGUUUCAGGGCCCAGCAUCGACAUUGCAGCCCCACAGGUCAACCUUGAAGGCCCAGAGGGAAAAGUGAAAGGGCCUGGCAUCAAGGUACCAGAUGCGAAUAUCAAGGCCCCAAAGAUCUCCAUGCCAGAUGUAGAUCUGCAUCUGAAAGGUACAAAGGUGAAGGGAGAAUAUGAUGUUACUGUCCCAAAACUAGAAGGGGAUCUGAAAGGCCCCAAAGUGGACAUCAGUGCCCCAGAUGUGGAGCUCCAUGGGCCAGAAUGGAACCUCAAGAUGCCCAAGAUGAAAAUGCCCAAAUUCAGCAUGCCUGGGUUCAAGGCGGAGGGCCCCGAGGUAGAUGUGAACUUGCCCAAGGCAGACAUUGAAAUUUCUGGGCCCAAAGUGGACAUUGAAGCUCCAGAUGUCAAUGUGGAGGUCCCAGAAGGGAAACUGAGGGGUUCCAAGUUUAAGAUGCCUGAGAUGAAUAUCAAGGCCCCAAAGAUUUCCAUGCCAGACUUACAUUUGAAGGGCCCCAAGGUGAAGGGAGAAUAUGAUGUGACCCCUCCCAGAAUAGAAGGUGAGGUGAACGUUCCAGAUGUGGAACUGAAAGGGGCCAAAGUGGACAUCAGUGCCCCAGAUGUGGAACUCCAUGGGCCAGAGUGGAACCUCAAGAUGCCCAAGGUGAAAAUGCCCAAAUUCAGCAUGCCUGGGUUCAAGGGGGAGGGCCCAGAGGUGGAUGUGAGCUUGCCCAAAGCAGAUGUUGACAUUUCUGGGCCCAAGGUGGACAUCGAUGUUCCAGAUGUGAAUAUUGAAGGCCCAGAAGGGAAAUUCAAAGGCCCUAAAUUUAAGAUGCCUGAGAUGAAUAUUAAGGCUCCAAAGAUUUCUAUGCCAGAUGUGGAUUUGCAUGUGAAAGGCCCCAAAGUGAAGGGGGAAUAUGAUGUUUCAGUUCCCAAACUGGAAGGAGAUCUGAAAGGCCCCAAAGUGGAUGUUAGCGCGCCAGAUGUGGAUGUCCAUGGGCCAGAGUGGAACCUGAAAAUGCCCAAGGUGAAAAUGCCCAAGAUCAGCAUGCCAGGCUUCAAGAGGGAAGGACCAGAUGUGGAUGUGAGCCUGCCCAAGGCAGACAUUGACAUUUCAGGCCCCAAGGUGGACAUUGAGGCUCCAGAUGUGAACAUAGAAGGUCCAGAAGGGAAAAUCAAAGGCCCCAAGUUCAAGAUGCCUGAGAUGAACAUCAAGGCUCCCAAGAUCUCCAUGCCAGAUGUGGACCUGAAUCUUAAAGGCCCCAAAGUGAAGGGAGAUGUAGAUGUGUCUGUGCCCAAGAUAGAAGGUGAUGUGAAGGUUCCUGAGGUGGACAUCAAAGGCCCGAAAGUGGACGUCAGUGCCCCAGAUGUGGAUGUCCAUGGGCCAGAGUGGAAUCUGAAGAUGCCCAAGAUGAAGAUGCCCAAGUUCAGCAUGCCAGGCUUCAAGGGGGAGGGCCCAGAUGUGGAUGUGAGUCUGCCCAAAGCAGAUGUUGACAUUUCCGGGCCUAAGGUGGACAUUGAUGUUCCAGAUGUGAAUAUCGAAGGGCCUGAAGGUAAACUGAAGGGCCCCAAGUUCAAGAUGCCUGACAUGCACUUCAAGGCCCCCAAGAUCUCUAUGCCAGAUGUGGACCUGAAUCUUAAAGGCCCCAAACUGAAAGGGGAUUUGGAUGUGUCUGUACCUAAGAUAGAAGGUGAUGUGAAAGUUCCUGAUGUAGACAUCAAGGGCCCCAAAGUGGACGUCAGUGCCCCAGAUGUGGAUGUCCAUGGGCCAGAGUGGAACCUCAAGAUGCCCAAGAUGAAGAUGCCCAAGUUCAGCAUGCCAGGCUUCAAGGGGGAGGGCCCAGAUGUGGAUGUGAGUCUGCCCAAAGCAGAUGUUGACAUUUCCGGGCCUAAGGUGGACAUUGAUGUUCCAGAUGUGAAUAUCGAAGGGCCUGAAGGUAAACUGAAGGGCCCCAAGUUCAAGAUGCCUGACAUGCACUUCAAGGCCCCCAAGAUCUCUAUGCCAGAUGUGGACUUGCAUUUGAGAGCCCCUAAAGUGAAGGGAGAUGUGGAUGUGGAUGUGUCUGUGCCUAAGAUAGAAGGUGAGGUGAAAGUUCCCGAUGUAGACAUCAAGGGCCCCAAAGUGGACGUCAGUGCCCCAGAUGUGGAUGUCCAUGGGCCAGAGUGGAAUCUGAAGAUGCCCAAGAUGAAGAUGCCCAAGUUCAGCAUGCCAGGCUUCAAGGGGGAAGGCCCAGACGUGGAUGUGAGUCUGCCCAAAGCAGAUGUUGACAUUUCUGGGCCCAAGGUGGAUAUUGAUGUUCCAGAUGUGAAUAUUGAAGGGCCUGAAGGUAAACUGAAGGGUCCCAAGUUCAAGAUGCCCGACAUGCACUUCAAGGCCCCCAAGAUCUCCAUGCCAGAUGUGGACCUGAAUCUUAAAGGCCCCAAACUGAAAGGGGAUGUUGAUGUGUCUGUGCCCAAGAUGGAAGGUGAUGUGAAGGUUCCUGAUGUGGACAUCAAGGGCCCCAAAGUAGAUGUCAGUGCCCCUGAUGUGGAUGUCCAUGGGCCGGAUUGGAACUUGAAAAUGCCCAAAGUGAAAAUUCCCAAGUUCAGCAUGCCUGGGUUCAAGGGGGAAGGACCAGAUGUGGAUGUGAGUCUUCCCAAGGCAGAUGUUGACAUUUCUGGGCCUAAGGUGGAUAUAAAUGCUCCAACUGUGAAUAUUGAAGGGCCGGAUGCAAAAUUUAAAAGUCCCAAAUUCAAAUUGCCUGAAAUGAAUAUAAAACCUCAGAAGAUCUCUAUGCCAGAUGUUGGCUUGCAUUUAAAAGGUCCCAAGGUGAAAGGAGACUAUGAUGUCACAGCUCCAAAGGUAGAAGGUGAGAUGGAGGUGCCAGAUAUGGAACUGAAAGGUCCUAAGGUAGACAUCAGCCCUCCUGAUGUGGAUGUCCAUGGGCCAGACUGGCAUCUGAAAAUGCCCAAGAUGAAAAUGCCCAAGUUCAGCAUGCCAGGAUUCAAGGGGGAGGGCCCAGAUGUGGAUGUCAACCUUCCCAAGGCAGACAUUAACAUCUCAGGCCCCAAGGUGGACAUUGAGGCUCCUGACAUGAAUAUAGAAGGUCCAGAGGGGAAGAUCAAAGGCCCCAAGUUCAAGAUGCCCAGUAUGAAUAUCCACACACACAAAAUCUCUAUGCCUGAUGUGGGACUCAAUUUGAAAUCACCUAAAUUAAAAGGCGAUCUGGAUGUUUCUCUCCCCAAAGUAGAAGGAGACUUGACAGGUCCUAAAGUUGACUUAAAAGGACCCAAGGUGGACGUGGACAUUGGUGAUGUUGAUCUUGAAGGUCCAGAAGGAAAGAUCAAAGGCCCCAAGUUCAAGAUGCCCGACAUGCACUUCAAGGCCCCCAAGAUCUCUAUGCCAGAUGUGGACCUGCAUUUGAAAGGUCCCAAAGUGAAGGGGGACAUGGAUGUGAAUGUGUCUGUGCCCAAGAUUGAAGGUGAUGUGAAGGUGCCUGAUGUGGACAUUAAGGGGCCCAAGUUGGACAUUAAUGCCCCAGAUGUGGAUGUCCAUGGGCCCGAGUGGAACCUCAAGAUGCCCAAGGUGAAAAUGCCCAAGUUCAGCAUGCCAGGAUUCAAGGGGGAGGGUCCAGAUGUGGAUGUGAGCCUGCCUAAAGCAGAUGUUGACAUUUCUGGGCCCAAGGUAGACAUUGAUGUUCCAGAUGUGGACAUUGAAGGGCCAGAAGGCAAACUGAAGGGCCCCAAAUUCAAGAUGCCAAAACUGAACAUCAAAGCUCCGAAAAUAUCCAUGCCUGAUGUGGACCUGAAUUUAAAAGCACCCAAAUUGAAAGGGGAGAUGGGUGUGUCUGCUCCAGACCUGGAAGGAGAUUUGAAAGGUCCUCAAGUUAAUAUCAAAGGUCCCAGUGUAGAUGUUGAGGUGCCUGAUGUGGACCUGGAGUGCCCAGAUGCCAAACUGAAGGGCCCCAAGUUCAAGAUGCCUGACAUGCACUUCAAGGCCCCCAAGAUCUCCAUGCCAGAUGUGGACUUGCAUUUGAGAGGUCCCAAAGUGAAGGGGGAUGUAGAUGUGUCUAUGCCCAAAUUAGAGGGAGAUAUCAAAGGUCCCAGUGUAGAUGUUGAGGUGCCUGAUGUGGACCUGGAGUGCCCAGAUGCCAAACUGAAGGGUCCCAAGUUCAAGAUGCCUGACAUGCACUUCAAGGCCCCCAAGAUUUCUAUGCCAGAUGUGGACCUACAUUUGAGAGGUCCUAAAGUGAAGGGAGAUGUGGAUGUGGAUGUGUCUGUGCCCAAGAUAGAAGGUGAUGUGAAGGUUCCUGAUGUGGACAUCAAGGGCCCCAAAGUGGAUGUCAGUGCCCCAGAUGUGGAUGUCCAUGGGCCUGAGUGGAACUUGAAGAUGCCCAAGAUGAAGAUGCCCAAGUUCAGCAUGCCAGGCUUCAAGGGAGAGGGUCCAGACGUGGAUGUGAGCAUGUCCAAAGCAGAUGUUGACAUUUCUGGGCCCAAGGUGGACAUUAAAGCACCAGAUGUAAAUAUUGAAGGGCCUGAAGGUAAACUGAAGGGCCCCAAGUUCAAGAUGCCUGACAUGCACUUCAAGGCCCCCAAGAUCUCUAUGCCAGAUGUGGACCUCCAUUUGAAAGGCCCCAAAUUGAAGGGGGAUGUGGAUGUGUCUGUGCCCAAGUUAGAAGGAGAUAUCAAAGGUCCCAGUGUAGAUGUCGAGGUGCCCGAUGUGGAUCUGGAGUGCCCAGAUGCCAAACUGAAGGGCCCCAAGUUCAAGAUGCCUGACAUGCACUUCAAGGCCCCCAAGAUCUCUAUGCCAGAUGUAGACCUCCAUUUGAAAGGCCCCAAAUUGAAGGGGGAUGUGGAUGUGUCUGUGCCCAAGUUAGAAGGAGAUAUCAAAGGUCCCAGUGUAGAUGUCGAGGUGCCCGAUGUGGAUCUGGAGUGCCCAGAUGCCAAACUGAAGGGCCCCAAGUUCAAGAUGCCUGACAUGCACUUCAAGGCCCCCAAGAUCUCUAUGCCAGAUGUGGACCUACACUUGAGAGGUCCUAAAGUGAAGGGUGAUGUGGAUGUGGAUGUGCCUGUGCCCAAGAUAGAAGGUGAUGUGAAGGUUCCUGAUGUGGACAUUAAGGGGCCCAAGUUGGACAUUAAUGCCCCAGAUGUGGAUAUCCAUGGGCCUGAGUGGAAUUUGAAGAUGCCCAAGAUGAAGAUGCCCAAGUUCAGCAUGCCAGGCUUCAAAGGGGAAGGACCAGAUGUGGAUGUGAGCCUGCCCAAAGCAGAUGUUGACAUUUCUGGGCCCAAGGUGGACAUUGAUGUUCCAGAUGUGGACUUGGAGUGCCCAGAUGCCAAACUGAAGGGCCCCAAGUUCAAGAUGCCUGACAUGCACUUCAAGGCCCCCAAGAUCUCUAUGCCAGAUGUAGAUUUCAACUUGAAGGGCCCUAAGAUCAAAGGAGAUGUCGAUGUCUCUGUUCCCAAAAUAGAAGGCCCAGAAGUGGAUGUUAAAGGGCCCAAAUUGGAUGUUGACAUGCCAGAUGUCAACGUUGAAGGUCCUGAAGGCAAGUGGAAAAGCCCAAAAUUUAAGAUGCCUGACAUGCACUUCAAGGCCCCCAAGAUCUCUAUGCCAGAUGUGGAUCUACAUUUGAAAGGCCCCAAAGUGAAGGGAGAUGUGGAUGUGGAUGUGUCUGUACCCAAGAUAGAAGGUGGUGUGAAGGUUCCUGAUGUGGACAUCAAGGGCCCCAAAGUGGAUGUCAGUGCCCCAGAUGUAGAUGUCCGUGGGCCUGAGUGGAACCUCAAGAUGCCCAAGAUGAAGAUGCCCAAGUUCAGCAUGCCAGGCUUCAAGGGGGAGGGCCCAGAUGUGGAUAUGAGCAUGCCCAAAGGAGAUAUUAAUAUUUCUGGGCCUAAAGUGGAUAUUGAUGCACCAGAUGUGAAUAUAGAAGGUCCAGAGGGGAAGAUCAAAGGUCCCAAGUUCAAGAUGCCUGAGAUGAACAUCAAGGCCCCCAAGAUCUCCAUGCCUGAUUUUGACUUGCAUCUUAAAGGCCCCAAAGUGAAAGGGGAUGUGGAUGUGUCUGUGCCCAAGAUAGAAGGUGAGGUGAAAGUUCCUGAUGUAGACAUCAAGGGCCCCAAAGUGGAUGUCACCGCCCCAGAUGUGGAUGUCCAUGGGCCAGAGUGGAACCUCAAGAUGCCCAAGAUGAAGAUGCCCAAAUUCAGCAUGCCAGGCUUCAAGGGGGAGGGCCCAGAUGUGGAUGUGAGUCUGCCCAAAGCAGAUGUUGACAUUUCUGGGCCUAAGGUAGACAUUGAUGUUCCAGAUGUGGACAUUGAAGGGCCUGAAGGGAAACUGAAGGGCCCCAAAUUUAAGAUGCCUGACAUGCAUUUCAAAGCCCCAAAGGUCUCUAUGCCGGACAUUGAUUUACACUUGAAAGCACCUAAACUGAAGGGAGAUGUCGAUGUCUCUCUUCCAAAGAUAGAAGGAAAUUUGAAAGGAGCAGAGUUAGAUAUCAAAGUCCCUAAAUUGGAUGUAGAGGCACCUGAUGUUGAUAUUCAUGGGCCAGAAGGAAAAUUAAAGAUGCCUAAAUUAAAGAUGCCAAAGUUUAGCAUGCCUGGGUUCAAGGGAGAGGGCCCAGAUGUGGAUGUGAGCCUGCCCAAAACAGAUGUUGACAUUUCUGGGCCCAAGGUGGACAUUGAUGUUCCAGAUGUGAGCAUCGAGGCCCCUGAGGGAAAGAUCAAGGGUCCCAAGUUCAAAAUGCCUGACAUGCACAUCAAAGCUCCAAAGAUUUCUAUGCCUGAUGUGGACCUUAAUCUGAAAGGCCCCAAACUGAAAGGAGAUGCAGAUCUCUCUGGGCCAAAGCUCGAAGGAGAUUUGAAAGGCCCUGACCUUGACAUCAAGGGCCCCAAAGUGGAUAUCAGUGCCCCAGAUGUGGAUGUCCAUGGGCCAGACUGGAACUUGAAAAUGCCCAAGGUGAAGAUGCCCAAGUUCAGCAUGCCAGGGUUCAAAGGGGAGGGCCCAGAGGUGGAUGUGAGUCUUCCAAAGGCAGAUAUUGACAUUUCAGGACCUAAUGUGGAAGUUGAAGCUCCUGAUGUGAAUAUUGAAGGGCCAGAAGGGAAGUGGAAAAGUCCCAAGUUCAAGAUGCCUGAUAUACAUUUUAAAACCCCGAAGAUAUCAAUGCCAGAAAUUGACCUUAACUUGAAGGGCCCCAAAGUAAAAGGAGAUGUAGAUGUUUCAGUCCCUAAGUUGGAAGGGGACAUAAAAGGUCCUGAACUUGACAUCAAGGGCCCCAAAGUAGAUGUCAGUGCCCCAGAAGUGGAUGUCCAUGGGCCAGACUGGAAUCUAAAGAUGCCUAAGAUGAAGAUGCCCAAGUUCAGCAUGCCAGGGUUCAAAGGAGAGGGCCCAGAGGUGGAUGUGAGCCUGCCCAAGGCAGACAUUGACAUUUCAGGCCCCAAGGUGGACAUUGAGGCUCCAGAUGUGAAUAUAGAAGGCCCAGAGGGAAAGAUCAAAGGUCCAAAGUUCAAGAUGCCUGAGAUGAACAUCAAGGCUCCCAAGAUCUCCAUGCCUGAUUUUGACUUGCAUCUGAAAGGCCCCAAAGUGAAGGGAGAUGUGGAUGUUUCUUUGCCCAAAGUGGAGGGGGAGAUGAAAGUGCCAGAUGUGGAACUGAAGGGUCCUAAGGUGGACAUCAGUGCCCCAGAUGUGGAUGUUCAUGGGCCAGAUUGGAACUUGAAAAUGCCCAAGGUGAAGAUGCCCAAGUUCAGCAUGCCAGGGUUCAAAGGGGAGGGCCCAGAGGUGGAUGUGAGCCUGCCCAAGGCAGACAUUGACAUUUCAGGCCCCAAGGUGGACAUUGAGGCUCCGGAUGUGAAUAUAGAAGGUCCAGAGGGGAAGAUCAAAGGUCCCAAGUUCAAGAUGCCUGAGAUGAAUAUCAAGGCUCCCAAGAUCUCCAUGCCUGAUUUUGACUUGCAUUUGAAAGGCCCCAAAGUGAAGGGAGAUGUAGAUGUGUCUGUGCCCAAGAUAGAAGGUGAGGUGGAAGUUCCAGAUGUGAACAUCAAAGGCCCCAAGGUGGACAUCAGUGCCCCAGAUGUGGACGUCCAUGGCCCAGAUUGGAAUCUGAAAAUGCCCAAGAUGAAGAUGCCCAAGUUCAGCAUGCCAGGGUUUAAGGGAGAGGGACCAGAUGUGGAUGUGAAUCUGCCCAAAGCAGACAUUGACAUUUCUGGAUCCAAGGUCGACAUCGAGGCUCCUGACAUUAACAUUGAGGGUCCAGAUGCAAAAGUAAAAGGUCCCAAAUUUAAAAUGCCUGAGAUGAAUAUUAAGGCUCCUAAGAUCUCAAUGCCAGACUUGGACCUCAAUCUUAAGGGUCCUAAAAUAAAAGGUGAUGUGGAUGUGACCCUUCCAAAGGUAGAAGGCGAUUUGAAAGGACCAUCUCUUGACAUCAAAGGCCCCAAGCUGGACAUCGAUGCCCCAGAUAUCGACAUCCAUGGCAAAGGUCCGAAACUUCAGAUGCCCGACAUGCAUGUCAACAUGCCCAAGAUUUCCAUGCCGGAGAUAGAUCUGAAUUUGAAAGGCCCCAAAAUCAAGGGAGAUGUUGACGUCUCUGCACCCAAAUUAGAAGGUGACAUCAAGGGUCCCAAAGUGGACAUAAAGGGCCCAGAGAUUGACAUUGCAGCCCCUAAAGUCAACAUUGAGGGGAAAUCUAAGAAAUCCCGUUUCAAGCUUCCCAAGUUUCACUUCUCAGGCCCCAAAGUUCAAACACCAGAAGUGGAUGCCAAACUCAAAAAGCCAGAUGUUGACAUUGCAGGCCCCAAAGUAGAUAUACAUGCCCCUGAUGUGGAGGUGCAGGGCAAAGCGAAAGGCCCGAAGUUCAAAAUGCCCUUUCUGAGCAUUUCUUCACCCAAGGUCUCGAUGCCAGAUGUAGAGUUAAAUCUGAAGGGCCCCAAAGUGAAGGGAGACAUGGACGUUGCAGGCCCAACCUUGGAAGGUGAUUUGAAAGGUCCUAAAGUAGAUCUUAAGACACCAGAAGUACAUCUUGAAGCACCUGAUGUGGACGUCCAUGGCCCAGACUUUAACGUGAAGAUGCCCAAGAUGAAGAUGCCCAAGUUCAGUAUGCCAGGAUUCAAGGGAGAAGGGUCAGAGGUGGAUGUGAAUCUGCCCAAGGCAGACAUUGAUGUAUCUGGUCCCAAGGUGGACAUUGAGGCUCCAGAUGUGAAUAUAGAAGGUCCAGAGGGGAAGAUCAAAGGCCCCAAGUUCAAGAUGCCUGAGAUGAACAUCAAGGCCCCCAAGAUCUCCAUGCCUGAUUUUGACUUACAUCUGAAAGGCCCCAAAGUGAAGGGAGAUGUAGAUGUGUCUGUGCCCAAGAUAGAAGGUGAUAUGAAGGUUCCUGAUGUGGACAUCAAGGGCCCCAAAGUGGACAUUGAUGUUCCAGAUGUGGAUAUCGAGGGCCCAGAUGGAAAGCUGAAAGGUCCCAAGUUCAAGAUGCCGGACAUGCAUUUCCAUGCCCCCAAGAUCUCCAUGCCCGAUAUUGAUCUGAACUUGAAGGGACCAAAGCUGAAGGGAGAUGUGGAUGUAUCCCUUCCUAAGGUGGAGGGGGAUCUAAAAGGCCCUGAUCUUGACAUCAAGGGCCCCAAAGUGGAUAUCAGUGCCCCAGAUGUGGAUGUCCAUGGGCCAGAUUGGAACUUGAAAAUGCCCAAAGUGAAGAUGCCCAAAUUCAGCAUGCCAGGGUUCAAAGGGGAGGGCCCAGAGGUGGAUGUGAGCCUGCCCAAGGCAGACAUUGACAUUUCAGGCCCCAAGGUGGACAUUGAGGCCCCUGACCUAAGUAUCGAAGGUCCAGAGGGGAAGAUCAAAGGUCCCAAGUUCAAGAUGCCUGAGAUGAACAUCAAGGCCCCCAAGAUCUCCAUGCCUGAUUUUGACUUGCAUCUGAAAGGCCCCAAAGUGAAGGGAGAUGUAGAUGUGUCUGUGCCCAAGAUUGAAGGUGAUGUGAAGGUUCCUGAUGUGGACAUCAAGGGCCCCAAAGUGGAUGUCAGCGCCCCAGAUGUGGAUGUCCAUGGGCCUGAGUGGAACCUCAAGAUGCCCAAGAUGAAGAUGCCCAAGUUCAGCAUGCCAGGCUUCAAGGGGGAGGGCCCAGAUGUGGAUGUGAGUCUGCCCAAAGCAGAUGUUGACAUUUCCGGGCCUAAGGUGGACAUUGAUGUUCCAGAUGUGAAUAUUGAAGGGCCUGAAGGUAAACUGAAGGGCCCCAAGUUCAAGAUGCCUGACAUGCACUUCAAGGCCCCCAAGAUCUCCAUGCCCGAUAUUGAUCUGAACCUGAAGGGGCCAAAACUGAAGGGAGAUGUGGAUGUGUCUCUUCCCAAAGUGGAAGGUGAUCUGAAAGGUCCUCAGGUGGAUAUUAAAGGCCCCAAAUUGGACAUAGAUACACCUGACAUUGACAUUCAUGGUCCUGAAGGGAAGCUGAAGGGCCCCAAGUUCAAAAUGCCUGACCUGCAUAUCAAGGCACCCAAAAUCUCUAUGCCAGAUGUGGACCUGAACCUGAAGGGACCAAAGCUGAAGGGAGAUGUGGAUGUCUCUCUUCCCAAGGUGGAGGGGGAUCUGAAAGGCCCUGACCUUGACAUCAAGGGCCCCAAAGUGGACAUUGAUGUUCCAGAUGUGGACAUUGAGGGCCCGGAAGGAAAGCUGAAAGGUCCCAAGUUCAAGAUGCCAGACAUGCAUUUCCAUGCCCCCAAGAUCUCCAUGCCCGAUAUUGAUCUGAACCUGAAGGGGCCAAAGCUGAAGGGAGAUGUGGAUGUGUCCCUUCCCAAGGUGGAAGGGGAUCUGAAAGGCCCUGAUCUUGACAUCAAGGGCCCCAAAGUGGAUAUCAGUGCCCCAGAUGUGGAUGUCCAUGGGCCAGAUUGGAACUUGAAAAUGCCCAAGGUGAAGAUGCCCAAAUUCAGCAUGCCAGGGUUCAAAGGGGAGGGUCCAGAGGUGGAUGUGAGCCUGCCCAAGGCAGACAUUGACAUUUCAGGCCCCAAGGUGGACAUUGAGGCCCCUGACCUAAGUAUCGAAGGUCCAGAGGGGAAGAUCAAAGGUCCCAAGUUCAAGAUGCCUGAGAUGAACAUCAAGGCUCCCAAGAUCUCCAUGCCUGAUUUUGACUUGCAUCUGAAAGGCCCCAAAGUGAAGGGGGAUGUGGAUGUGUCACUUCCUAAGGUGGAGGGGGAUCUGAAAGGCCCUGACCUUGACAUCAAGGGCCCCAAAGUGGACAUUGAUGUUCCAGAUGUGGACAUUGAGGGCCCAGAAGGAAAGCUGAAAGGUCCCAAGUUCAAGAUGCCAGACAUGCACAUCAAAGCCCCUAAAAUUUCCAUGCCCGACUUUGACUUGAACCUGAAAGGGCCAAAGAUAAAAGGUGACGUUGAUGUCUCUCUUCCCAAGGUGGAGGGAGACCUCAAAGGGCCCCAAGUCGAUAUUAAAGGUCCUAAGCUGGACAUUGAGGGUCCCGAGGGGAAACUGAAGGGUCCUAAAUUCCACAUGCCUGACGUGCAUUUCAAGACCCCCCAGAUUUCCAUGAGUGAAAUUGACUUGAACCUGAGAGGCCCCAAGAUGAAGGGAGAUGUGGAUGUGUCUCUUCCCAAAGUGGAAGGUGAUCUGAAAGGUCCUCAGGUGGAUAUCAAAGGCCCCAAAUUGGACAUAGAUACACCUGACAUUGACAUUCAUGGUCCUGAAGGGAAGCUGAAGGGCCCCAAGUUCAAAAUGCCUGACCUGCAUAUCAAGGCACCCAAAAUCUCUAUGCCAGAUGUGGACCUGAACCUGAAGGGACCAAAGCUGAAGGGAGAUGUGGAUGUCUCUCUUCCCAAGGUGGAGGGGGAUCUGAAAGGCCCUGACCUUGACAUCAAGGGUCCCAAAGUAGAUGUCAGUGCCCCAGAUGUGGAUGUCCAUGGGCCAGAUUGGAACUUGAAAAUGCCCAAGGUGAAGAUGCCCAAGUUCAGCAUGCCAGGGUUCAAAGGGGAAGGACCAGAGGUGGAUGUGAGCCUGCCCAAGGCAGACAUUGACAUUUCAGGCCCCAAGGUGGACAUUGAGGCCCCUGACCUAAGUAUCGAAGGUCCAGAGGGGAAGAUCAAAGGUCCCAAGUUCAAGAUGCCUGAGAUGAACAUCAAGGCUCCCAAGAUCUCCAUGCCUGAUUUUGACUUGCAUCUGAAAGGCCCCAAAGUGAAGGGAGAUGUGGAUGUCUCUCUUCCCAAGGUGGAGGGGGAUCUGAAAGGCCCUGACCUUGACAUCAAGGGCCCCAAAGUGGACAUUGAUGUUCCAGAUGUGGACAUUGAGGGCCCGGAAGGAAAGCUGAAAGGUCCCAAGUUCAAGAUGCCAGACAUGCAUUUCCAUGCCCCCAAGAUCUCCAUGCCCGAUAUUGAUCUGAACCUGAAGGGGCCAAAGCUGAAGGGAGAUGUGGAUGUGUCCCUUCCCAAGGUGGAAGGGGAUCUGAAAGGCCCUGAUCUUGACAUCAAGGGCCCCAAAGUGGAUAUCAGUGCCCCAGAUGUGGAUGUCCAUGGGCCAGAUUGGAACUUGAAAAUGCCCAAGGUGAAGAUGCCCAAAUUCAGCAUGCCAGGGUUCAAAGGGGAGGGUCCAGAGGUGGAUGUGAGCCUGCCCAAGGCAGACAUUGACAUUUCAGGCCCCAAGGUGGACAUUGAGGCCCCUGACCUAAGUAUCGAAAGUCCAGAGGGGAAGAUCAAAGGUCCCAAGUUCAAGAUGCCUGAGAUGAACAUCAAGGCUCCCAAGAUCUCCAUGCCUGAUGUUGACUUGCAUCUGAAAGGGCCCAAAUUAAAGGGAGAUUUUGAUGUGUCUGUCCCUAAGGUUGAAGGUAAUCUGAAGGGUCCUGAAGUAGACUUUCAAGGUCCCAGUUUGGAUUUCCAUGGCCCUGAUGCCAAAUUGAGUGGCCCAAACUUGAAAAUGCCAUCACUAGACAUUUCUGCGCCAAAAGUAUCUGCUCCUGAUGUCGACUUACAUCUCAAGUCACCCAAGUUUGGCCUAUCUGGUCCCAAGAUAGAAGGUGAAUUGGACCUGAAGGGCCCCAAGGUGGACUUAGAAGCACCAGGUUUGAAUAUUGAAAGUCCAGACCUGAACAUUGAGGGGCCAGAUGUUAAAAUUCCAAAAUUUAAGAAACCUAAAUUUGGCUUUGGGACUAAAGGCCCAAAGGCUGACAUCAAGUCCCCUUCGUUAGAUGUCACUGUUCCAGAAGCAGGGCUGAAUGUCGAGUCUCCCGAUAUCAGUGUCAGUGGGAAAGGCAAGAAAAUGAAAUUUAAAAUGCCUAGGAUUCAUAUGAGCGGCCCUAAAAUCAAGGGCAAAAAACAGGGAUUUGAUUUGAAUGUCCCAGAGGGUGAAAUCGAUGCCAAUCUCAAAACUCCAGACAUGGACGUCAACAUGGCAGCUCCAGAUGCCUCUCUUAAGGUCGAUGUGAAAUCUCCUAAAACCAAGAAACCGAUGUUUGGGAAAAUGUACUUCCCUGAUGUAGAAUUUGAUAUCAAAUCUCCCAAAUUCAAAGCAGAGGCCCCACUUCCCAGCCCCAAACUGGAAGGGGAGAUCCAAACACCUGGACUGGAAAUUUCAUCUCCGGGAAUUAAAGCUGGGCUCAAGGGACCUGGGCUCGAGGUUGGGUCUGUUGGCCUCAGUGGGAGUCUUCCCAGUGCCAAUGUAGAAGGGCCUGACAUCCAUCUGAAGGCACCAAAGUUCAAGGGGCCAGGUGGGAGCAUCGAUUUCUCAGGGCCAAAGAUAGAGGGAGAUCUGAAAGUGCCCACUGUCCAAGCCAACUUGGAUGCCUCUGAUAUCAACAUUGAAGUCCCUGAUGCCAAAAUCAAAGCUCCCUCCUUUGGCAUCUCAUCUCCUCAAGUAUCUAUCCCUGAUGUGAAUGUCAACUUGAAAGGACCAAAGAUAAAGGGUGAUGUCCCCAAAGUGGAAUUGGAAGGACCAGAUGUUGAUCUGAAGGGUCCAGAUGCAAAAAUCCAGUUUCCUAAGUUUUCCUUGCCCAAGAUUGGAGUACCUGGUCUGAAGGUGGAGGGUGGGGGAGCUGAUUUUCAUGGCCAGCUCCCCUCUCUUGAAGGAGGUGUGAGUGCCCCUAACCUCAAGUUUGAAGGGCCUGAUGUAACCCUGAGAGGACCCCAAGGGAACCUGCCUUCUGUGAACCUCUCUGGGCCAGAUCUUGACUUAAAUUUGAAAGGACCAAAGCUGAAGGGAGAUCUGGAUGUUUCUGGGGGUGUCAUAGGUCCCAAGGUGGGUGUGGACACCCCAGGCCUUGACCUCAAAGGAGCUGGUGGGAAACUGAAGAUGGAAGGUGGUGGCAGAUUUUCUACAGAAGGAGGAGUGAAAGUGCCUGGUGUUGACAUCAGUUUAGAGACCCCAAAAUUGAAUGUUGGCAUGCCCGAUGUGAAUCUGAAGGGACCAAACCUGAAGGGAGAUGUGGCUAUAGCGGGUGACAUCAAGUGUCCCAAAGGGUCGGUGGAUGCCCCAGCUGUCGGUUUGGAGGCACCAGGGGGAGCUAUUAAACUCCCCCAAAUGAAGUUGCCUCAAUUUGGCAUCUCCUCUCAGGGGUCUAAUCUGGACGUUAACAUCACAGGGCCAGAGCUGAAGGGGCCUGGGAUGGAUGUGCAGCUCAAAGGUGUGGAUGGGAAAGGGCCUCAGAUCUCACCUGACGUGGACUUAAACUUGGAAGGACCAAAAAUCAAAGGGGGCUUCAGGGCCAGUGGUGACAUCAAAGGUCCUACUGUGGGAGUGGGUCUUGGGGGCGUCAAUGUCAAAGGCUUGGAAGGCAGUAUCCAGAAGCCCAGAUGUGAAGCAGAGCUGCCAGAUGUGAAUGUCAAAUUCCCAUCAGGGAAGCUUUCAGGUUCAGGCAUUGGUCUUCAUGGGGCAGCUCCUGACGUGAGCAUCCAGGGACCUACAUUCAAUCUCUCAUCACCCGAGGUCUCAGCAUCAGACUUGGGGGGGAUCAGUUUGAAGGGACCGAAAAUCCAAGGCAGUGUGGAUGUUUCUGGAGGUGACAAAGCUCCAGACCUCAGCUUGGGGGGAGGACACGUAAAUAUAAAAGGUGUGGGUGGAGAGUGGAAAGGGCCCCAGGUCUCCUCUGCUCUUGACCUGGAUGUGCCAAAGUUGGCCGGGGGAAUCCAUGUUUCAGGACCAAAGGCAGAAGGAGGUAUUAAAGGAGGCCAGGUGGGACUUCAGGGUCCUGGGGUGAGUGUGUCCGGCCCUCAAGUUCACUUGGAAAGCGUCUCUGGAAAAGUGACAUUCCCCAAGAUGAAGAUCCCCAAGUUUACGUCCUCAGAACGGGAGCUAGUGGGCAGAGAAGUGGGGGUGGAUGUGAACUUCCCCAAAGUGGAAGGUGGCAUGCAGGCUGGAGCUGACGAAGGGGAGUGGGAGGAGGCGGACGUCAAACUCAAAAAGUCCAAAAUCAAAAUGCCCAAAUUUACCUUUUCCAAAGCCAAAGGUAAGGGCAGUGCUGCAAGCUCCCCGGAGGUCUCGAUCUCUGGCUCCAAGGGAGACCUCAAGAGCUCUAAGGCCAGUUUAGGCUCCUUCGAUGGGGAGGUCGAGGCAGAGGCCUCCUCGCCGAAAGGCAAAUUCUCCUUCUUUAAGAGCAAAAAGCCUCGUCAUAGGUCCAGCUCCUUCAGUGACGAGAGGGAGCAUUCUGCUCCAGUCACCCCUACUGGCACACUCGAGUUUGGAAGUGGGGAAGUGUCCAUCGAGGGUGGAAAGGUCAAAGGGAAACAUGGCAAACUGAAGUUUGGCACCUUUGGUGGGCUAGGGUCAAAGAGUAAAGGUCACUAUGAGGUCACUGGGAGUGACGAGGAGGCUGGGAAGCUCCAGGGAAGCGGGGUAUCCCUGGCCUCCAAGAAGUCCAGGCUGUCCUCAUCAUCGAGUAACGACAGCGGGACCAAGGUGGGCAUACAGUUGUCAGAGGCAGAGUUGACUGUUUCCAAAAAGUAAGAUGAGAGGCCCUUUGUGUGUGUGCACAUGUAUAUAUAUAAAUAUAUAUUUACAGUAGGUAGGCUUCCGUGUGUUUGUAUAUAAACUUCUGAAGAUUGACUCAAGGUCAAAAUCAGCAAUGAAAACAGAGGCCUGGCCGGCUUGGCCUGACCUCAGGUUACUGGGAAGAGCCUGGGGCUGUGGUAAUAACAGCAAAAGGAGGUGAAUUGUGUGUUUUUUUCAGUCCAGCCUAUCUGCAAAGUAAGCAGUAUUUGCCUUCUUAAGACUUCAGUUUGCUCAUGAAAUGCUGAGAGCAUCUGUUUACUAAGCAAGCCUUGUGUUUAUCACGUUCAUUUUUACAGAAUCUUUUCAGUGUUGGGGUCAUAGAAAUCUGACGUCCAUUUGAAUGCCUUUUUUUUGGGGGGGUAGGCUUUUGUUUGCAAGGGA
Trichosurus vulpecula (common brushtail) is the source of this 18484-nucleotide messenger RNA. It is a transcript of the gene AHNAK, whose product is annotated as AHNAK nucleoprotein. Gene Ontology annotation, molecular function: protein binding. Lineage: Eukaryota; Metazoa; Chordata; Mammalia; Diprotodontia; Phalangeridae. Gene Ontology annotation, biological process: regulation of RNA splicing. The transcript has 5 exons. Bases 218 to 18058 code for a protein of 5946 amino acids. The record is from RefSeq and is a predicted model, not a curated record. Gene Ontology annotation, cellular component: costamere; cytoplasm; nucleus.